Plasmopara halstedii is the source of this 804-nucleotide messenger RNA. Its product is annotated as NLP-like protein. Lineage: Eukaryota; Oomycota; Peronosporomycetes; Peronosporales; Peronosporaceae. The coding region runs from base 1 to 804 and encodes 267 amino acids. The transcript has a single exon. The record is from RefSeq and is a predicted model, not a curated record.
AUGGGUCUUCGUGCUAUUUUUUUCGGAGGAAUUACUAUCCUCGCCACUUCCCUUGUCAAAGCUCAUUGGAUCAACCUUAAUGUCUCUGUAUACCCAGAAAAGCCAGGGGCUGUCUUGAUCAGCCCCACCCUCAUGGAUGUCGACGAAGUGCAGCCGUUUUAUCAACGUAAGCCAACUACAAUUUCUCAGGAAUCUGCUAUCAAGUACAAACCGCGGCUUUACGUCGACGAAGGAUGUCAUCCAUAUCCUGUAGUGCAGGAGAAUGGGUCUUUAAGUGAAGGAAUGCAGUGGAAAAACUAUUUUCGACCUUCGUGCGAAGGAUCUCCUAGGGGUUCCCAGAUUUACUCGCGUUCCGACUGGUACCAAGGCAAGUGGGCGAUGCUAUACACGUGGUACCUUCCGAUGGCCCUUGACUCUACUGCCUGGUUCGUUGACGGCCAUCGCCACUUUUGGUUAUGGGUCGUUAUUUGGACAGAUAGCCCAGAUCCGGAUGACUCGACUAUUCUCGCUGCAUCGAUGUCUGGUUUUGGCGACGAAAUCAAAAAAUAUGCACCGUUGAAGUCCAAGUAUCUCAUCCACGACAAGACUUUAAAAGUUAAGUCGACAGAAAGUCGAAUUCGGAAGAAGCAUGGACUUGAACUCACCAAACGUGUUGGUGAGUUUCAAGAUCUCAUCACGUGGGAGCAGCUGUCGGACGAGGCUCGAGCAGCGCUGUCAAAUUUCCACCGCCUCGAAAAGCGAGCAAACCCGCCAAUCCAAGACAAACUGUUUUACGAGGUGUUAGAAAAGUCUUAUCCAUUCUAG